CACAGGUGGAGGACACCGCGAGCUCUGAUUUUGGCUGGCACCGCCAGAUAGCGCUGCAAGGAACCCACAGGGAGGCAGAGGAACAUAGCGGACAACUCAUUUCUCCCUAACAUCCUUGGAAGCAGAGGAGGAGCCAGAUUCGCUUGGAUAUACGCUCUUGCUGCUGCUGUGAGUGUGUGUGUGUCUGGAGUGUGUGAGCAUGUGUGUGUGAGCUGAUAAUAGCAGCCCCAUUUGUAUUCAGCGGAGGGAGCUCCAGGAUCUCGCUGCGCCUUUCCCCAGGAUGGGAUCACAGAGCAGGGAUUGUGCUCGCCUGUGGAAUGCCCCACUGAAAUGGAUCUGAAGACUCAUAGAGAUGGACACCAAAAUGGACAGCAUGGGCACAAGCAGAGAUCCACCAGCGGCUUACUUUCCAGACCCGUCCGCCUCCAGCUUUGUCAGCAAUCAGCCUGAACCAUCCUGCCGUGGAGUGAACCUGCAGAGCUGAAGUCAGACAGGAUCCCUGGAGGUCUAAACAGGAAGUUAAAAAAAAUCAUAGAAGUUGACUUACAAACUAGUCCACCUGUUGAGCAUCAGAUUGAGCUCCUUGGAUUUCAUCUGAAAUGAAAUAAGCUGCAGUGAUGCUUGAGAAGUGGCAUGGAGCUUUUGGACAUGUCCGGAUUUAUCGCCUGGAUAUCCCAUCGAGAUUACGACACUUUUGUGCACACCUCGGAGCCGGGCCACUUUUCCAGAUUGGCUUGUGGGCAAAAGCGAGUAAUUGAAAAUCCCCCCUUGAGACGCUCUUUGUUCUGAUUUGUUGUGGGGGAGGAGUUUUUUUUUAAAGGGAACAAUUUCAAACCCCAUCUCUGUAUCCCAUAUUUCCCUCCUUUUCUUUCUUUUCUACCAUCUUUCUCUCACAUUGUGGAGCAAUACAUUAUGAAGCCGCACCAUUCUUCAUCCCCCCUUGGUGACGGUGUGAGAGGAGGGACAGACUGUCCAGAAUAGAUAACGAGCAGGGAGACGGGAACGGAGGAGAAGGAGAAGAAAUAGAGAGAAACAGGUAGAGAAAAGGAAGAAAAUAGAGAAGGCGGCAAAUUACAAAGAAAAUAGCGAAUUUUCUUGGAUUUUAAGUAAUCCUCUUGGAGAUUUGGUGUCUUUUUAUUUGUCUCUGCUGUGUUGGAGGCUAGUUAGCGCAAUGGGCAGGGGAGGGGUCAGGAUUUACACCAGGGGGGGCACUUGAGCAGGAGAGCAGGCUUAUGCCCCCCCUCUGCACUUGCCUGGUUUGUAUCUUAGCAUUUGGCAGGAAGACAGACUGAAAGAUGUCCUGGUAAACAGACAGCUAUACCAAGUGACAGACAAGCUCUGAGGCUGGUGAGACAGACAGACAGGAAGAGAGGAAGACAGGUAAACACAGCCUCUUCCAAGUGUCAGGCAGAGAGCCAGGCAGACAUCCAGUGCCGGCACAGUAGACGGCGUGCGAUUCAUUGUCAUUCUAUGCAGCCUGCAAGGAAGAGACAGAGAGGAGGAAAGAAAGCAGAGACAGGAGGAGACAAGAGGAGCAGCUCUGUGUUUGUAGCUUGUGGAGGAUCUCACUUCAUCUGCAUCCACCUCAGUCAAGAGCCCAUGCUCUGAGAAAACAGGCAGCGAGGGAGGGGGGCUGUUACUAGAAAGGGAAGGAGAGACAGGCUGGGGAGAGAGAGACGAAGAGAGAGGCAGAGAAACAGAGGGAGAGAGCAGGUGUCGGAAAUCCUCCCCUUCAUCUGCUUGUCAUUUACUCCUUUAUGUUCUCUCGUCGUCUGGCGAGGUGAUUGGUUUUCUGAUGCCAGCGUUCCUCUGCUCAUAGCCCCCCCAAAAAACACAAGCCAUCCCCCCUAACAAUCCUGAGGAAAACAAGAGGUGGGCAGACAGAGGGAAAGCAGAAAAAGACAGCGUAAAAGGAAAGGUGGAGCCCUGUUGUGAUUGACUAAUUUUUCACCCCAUUUCUUUUCUUAUUUGUCAAGGUGGGCUCUUGUUAUUUCUUUGCUUCUUGCUUUUUUUUCUCCUCGAAGUAAGAGAAGAAAAACACCGGCCCAAUCAAUUCCUCAUUCUCUUUGUAGACAGAAUUGAACCUCUCCUUUCAUCAAGUGUCGAUUUUUUUCUUGCCUUGUCCUAAAGGGAUUAUUUUCUCCAUCUCAGUAUAAACACUGGAAUCCUUCAGAUUCCCCCUGUAUGUCCUCAGCCCCCAAAUGACAGAGUGUGGACCCCUCUGACUUCCCCUUGGCACCCACCCUUCUCCUCCUCGACUGAAGUGCUGAAACCCUUAGGUCUCACUUCUCAAUGCCUGUGUUGACUCACCACUACAGCGAUAAUAUGGCACAGCGCUUCUGAUAACGUCUGAUUCAUUCUGUGGUGGUACAGGCAGCCAGCAGACCGUUCUCCAUGAGGAGCAGUAGAAGAUGCCGGCUCUGCCAGCACUGCUGCUGUCAAUACGCUUCCUCUCCUUCCUGCUAGUCACCAUGCCGCCACGCUCCCUCAGUCAGGCCCCCCUGCUUUCUUCCGUCCGCAUGGCGGCGAUCCUGGACGACCAGUCUGUGUGUGGGCGUGGGGAACGGCUGGCGCUGGCUCUGGCUAGGGAGAACAUCAACAGUGUGAUGGAGGGUCCGGCACGAGCGCGGGUUGAGGUGGACAUUUACGAGCUGCAGAAGGACUCCCAGUAUGACACCACUGACACCAUGUGUCAGAUUCUACCCAAAGGCGUUGUUUCUGUGAUAGGUCCCGCCUCCAGCCCCGCCUCUGGCUCUACUGUCAGUCAUAUAUGUGGAGAGAAGGAGAUCCCUCAUGUUAAGAUCGGCCCAGAGGAAACUCCCCGCUUGCCGUACCUGCGCUUCGCCUCUGUCACUCUGUACCCCAGCAACGAGGACCUGAGCCUGGCCAUCGGAGCCAUCUUGCGCUCUUUCAGUUAUCCCUCAGCUAGCCUGGUGUGCGCUAAGGCUGAGUGCCUGCUGAGAUUGGAGGAACUGGUGCGUCGCUUUCUCAUCUCCCGGGAGACGCUGUCAAUCAGGAUGCUGGAUGACAACCUGGACCCUACGCCGCUGCUGAAGGAGAUCCGUGACGACAAAGUGGCCACCAUCAUCAUUGACGCCAAUGCUUCUGUCUCCUAUCUCAUCUUGAAGAAGGCGUCAGAGCUCGGGAUGACAUCAGCAUUUUACAAGUACAUCCUCACCACAAUGGACUUCCCGCUUCUGAGACUGGAUGAUAUCGUGGAUGAGCAGUCCAACAUUGUAGGUUUCUCUAUGUUCAACACCACCCACCCUUUCUAUUUGGAGUUCAUCAGGAGCCUCAACCUCUCGUGGAGGGAGGGCUGUGACCUAACGUACCCCGGCCCUGCGCUCUCAUCAGCGCUGAUGUUUGAUGCGGUGCAUGUGGUUGUGGGGGCCGUGAGGGAAUUGAACCGCAGUCAGGAAAUUGGAGUGAAGCCGCUCAGCUGCACAUCACCUCAGAUCUGGCAACACGGGACCAGUCUGAUGAACUACCUGCGCAUGGUUGAGUAUGAUGGUCUGACCGGCCGUGUGGAGUUCAACAGCAAAGGUCAAAGGACCAACUACACCCUGAGGAUCCUGGAGAAGCACAGAGGAGGCCACAAAGAGAUCGGGAUCUGGUACUCCAACAACACCCUGGCAAUGAACUCCACCAGCCUGGAUAUCAAUGUGUCUGAGACACUGGCAAACAAGACCCUAAUUGUCACCACCAUACUGGAAAACCCAUAUGUGAUGCGCAAAGACAACUACCAGGACUUCCAGGGUAACGACCAGUACGAGGGCUUCUGUGUCGACAUGCUGAGGGAGCUGGCAGACAUCUUAAAAUUCUCCUUCAAGAUCAAACUGGUGGAUGACGGGCUGUAUGGCGCUCCAGAGCCCAACGGCUCUUGGACUGGCAUGGUUGGAGAGCUAAUCAACAGGAAAGCAGACCUGGCCGUGGCAGGCUUCACCAUCACGUCAGAGCGAGAGAAAGUUAUCGACUUCUCUAAGCCGUUCAUGACCCUGGGGAUCAGCAUCCUGUACAGAGUUCAACUGGGUCGUAAGCCAGGCUACUUUUCCUUCCUCGACCCUUUCUCUCCAGCUGUCUGGCUCUUCAUGCUGCUCGCCUACCUGGCAGUCAGCUGUGUGCUCUUCUUGGCUGCAAGGCUGAGCCCGUAUGAGUGGUACAACCCUCACCCAUGUCUGCGGGAGCGCAGGGACAUGUUGGAGAACCAGUACACCCUGGGAAACAGCCUGUGGUUCCCUGUGGGAGGUUUCAUGCAGCAGGGAUCAGAGAUUAUGCCCAGAGCUCUGUCCACCAGAUGUGUCAGUGGAGUGUGGUGGGCUUUCACCCUGAUCAUCAUCUCCUCCUACACGGCCAACCUAGCAGCCUUCCUGACAGUGCAGAGGAUGGAGGUUCCCAUCGAGUCCCCGGACGACUUGGCCGACCAGACCAACAUCGAGUACGGCACUAUACACGGAGGGAGCACCAUGACUUUCUUCAUGAACUCCAGAUACCAGACCUAUCAGCGGAUGUGGAACUACAUGUACUCCAAGCAGCCUAGCGUAUUUGUGAAAAGCACAGAGGAGGGCAUCGCCCGCGUGAUCAACUCCAAGUAUGCCUUCCUGAUGGAAAGCACCAUGAACGAGUACCACCGCGGCCUCAACUGUAAUCUCACACAGAUCGGAGGUCUGCUAGACACAAAGGGCUAUGGCAUCGGCAUGCCUCUGGGGUCUCCGUUCAGAGAUGAGAUCACGCUGGCCAUCCUCCAGCUGCAGGAGAAUAACAGGCUGGAGAUCCUGAAAAGGAGGUGGUGGGAGGGAGGCCAGUGUCCCAAAGAGGAGGACCACCGUGCCAAGGGUCUGGGCAUGGAAAACAUUGGGGGCAUCUUUGUGGUGCUGAUCUGUGGCCUCAUCAUUGCCGUGUUUGUGGCCAUAAUGGAGUUUGUGUGGUCGACACGCCGCUCGGCAGAGACCGAUGAGGUAUGCCCCCAUACCUGCCCUCGCCGACCCCACAGACACACCCCAGUGUCUGUCUGUCGGGAAAUGAUCACAGAGUUUCGAAACGCCGUCUCCUGUAAGAAGAGCUCCCGUAUGCGCCGCCGUCGGCCCCUCAGCAGCUCGGCAGCCCUGCGCCACCCCACACGCAUCGCUCUGGGAGCCCCUCGGCCGCUCCGCUUGGUGCGGGAGAUGCGCCUCAGCAACGGGAAACUCUACAGUGGAGUCGGCCCACUGACAGGUGGAGCUGGAGGUGGAGGAGGUGGGGCAGGAGGGACAAGCCCCACUGACCUGGGACCAGGGCCCCAGCGGAUCUUGGAUGAUCCCCUAGGGGCCAACACCACCCCUCCUCCACCUGCCCCGACCCCUGUGAUGCUGCCUGCUCGCAGCUGCACCCAUGUGCGGAUCUGCCAGGAGUGCCGGAGGAUCCAGAGCCUGAGAUCAGGCACCAGUUUAGGGUCAACCACAACCAGAAUACCACCCUCAUCAGCACCCCUGCCCAGGCUACCCCCACCCCCGCCCCAAUCCUCAUCCAACACAGACAGUGAAGGCGGAGGGGGCCCUAGUCCGAGACGGCUACAUCACAGCCCUCCACCUCACACGCCCCGACCUAUCCCGCCCCCACAGAACAACACUACAGACCUGCUGGUAGACCAGGACUGAGACGCAGUGGGCGGCGUGAGGAGGAGCCACAGAUGAGGUGAUGGAGGAACAUUUGUGCUGCUGAGAGAAACUCUGAGAGAGAUGGAGGGAAUAAAAGGUAAACUCUGUGAGUGAAUAAAAAAUGAGAUGACCUUUUAAAAGAAUAAACAGGAAAAACUGUUAACCUUCUCCAGAUGAGCCUGAGGCCAACAGAAACACAAGUGGCCUCAAACUGGCUGUGAGACGGUCGUCAGCAAAUCUUUUAAGAUCGACUCGGAGGAACAGUUCAGUCUGGACAAAUCUGAGUGGAACGCACAUGACCUGACGAUGGAUUCAGCUUCCCUCCUUUUCCUCUCCUCACUCCCCUCUCUCUUCACCUUUAGAUUGAGGGUGCUGAAUGAUACGUACCCCCUCUAGUAAAAUGAAGCCUUGUUGGAGGACAUACUGUAUCCGUAUGUGAUUUAAAACUAAGCAACUAAAAGACUUCCAGAGAAUUAUUUCCUGUUGUUUUUUUCUUUUUGUCUUUUUCUUGUUUUGUUACCAUUGUUCAAAGUGGGAGUUAAAAUACAGACUAUGUGUGACAAUAUGGUGGAUUAUAACAUAAUAAGGAACAUGAUGUUUUGUGCCCCUCCCUUGUUUUUAAGCGGUUUCAAAGAUAGAGGCUGAAGGCAAAACAAUGCAAACGCUAGCAGAGAGAACAGUCCGUCUGCCUUUCUUUACACUGUAUAUGUUGUAUGUUGAAAUAUGUGCUUCCUGUAGGUCUGUCUGUUUCUGUGAGGAGGAACAUGUACCCAGCAACAGCACCCGACUACAAAUGUAAGAUAAUCAGACAGCAACAAAAAGAGGAAAGAGGGAGACAGAGACAGAGUGAGAGAGCAAGAGGCUUUGAAAUGUGAAAUUAAUGUCCCUCGUUAUCCUGGUAACGCUUGCCAAGCUUUUACUUCUUUUUCACCUCCGUUCACACAGCCUGGAAGAGAUAGAGAGCGGGCGAGGCAGAGGCAAGGCAAGAUAGAGAGAAACAGAAAGGGAGGAGAUAGAAAGAGGCAAAGAGUGAAAAGGACACUAGCGAAUCUGAAUGAGAAAUCCCUAACUGAACUACUUCCAUUAUUAGAUCUGUCCUGAUCUGUUAAUUCUGGGCAUCUUUUAAGGGGCUUGUUAAUGCGCCAGCAAGGCUGUAGCUACAGCUUCUUCUCGUCUCUCCAUUUAACACACAGACUUGGCCGUCCACAGCACAGACUCCUGCCAGAGUGAUAGACUCAACACAGCCUUGUCAAUACUGUCUCAAGCUUUUGAUCGCCUAAUUACUCCCCUCGGUGGCUGGGGACUCAUUCAGGAGGGGGGGCUGAACACAGGGAAACAUGCUGAUAAAUAGAUUUAGAAGAAAUGCGCGUUUCUCACUCUGACUGGGAAGAAAUCUGCUCUCUUUUAAUUUAUAAGUUACAGCCCUAAUGUUGUGUAAAACCGCAACCGAGCCAUCUAAACACUAGUAUAUUAGCAGUGAUGCUUAAAGAGAAUACACUGGUGGAUGUGCAAGUCUUAGCCCUUCAACUUUAAACUGUGUACACUUUGGGGGAUAAUUCAAGCAUACCAAAAAGAGUUCUCUUCAUCCAAAAUAGACUUUACUUUCAAAACAAGUUUCCCAAACUUGCUUUAGAGUUCUGCUCUUGGUUACACCAGCUGUGUGUAAGUUCAAACAGAGCCUAGUUUAAACGUAAGUUCUUAGCUACUUUACAUUCUACUAAGAUAUAAGGUGUUGCACUGGCUUAGAUUGUUUCAACGUUAGGCCUAAGUUAUAACUUAGAUAUUACACCUACCUCCUAUUAGGUGUCAACCUGACACGCCAAAUCGACUGUUUCACAUUGAUCUGGGAAAGCUCCCACAGAAAGCAUUUUGGAAAGGCAGGACUUCUCAAAAAUAUUCUUGCAAGGUGACAGCCUACCGCUGCCAUAGCUGUGAAUGAUGGAGCUCUUCGAUGAUUAAAUUUGUGCCAAGGCUGGUUGGGAGACAUGCAAAAACAUCUUCUCUGCCGAGACAAAUUUUUGGUUUGUGUCUUUGUACUUGUUUCAAGGAAAAUGUGGUCAAGUUCUGAUUAAACUGCCGAUUUCCUACAGCUACCUCCGUGCUAAAAGCUACCGCAGAAGCAGCCAUUGAAUACACCAGCAAUCCUGUACCGAAGCAGGCCAGGAGAAGAGUGAAAAACAUCUUUUCUGUCAUGAAGAGCUUUCAGAGUGGCUCUUUUCUCUUCUUUUAAUAAGGAAAUGUUUCAGAGAAAACCGCUGCUGUGGCUACGUCCAAGCUAAUCAUCCCCACUAGCUUACAACCACUCACAGGACAACUAGCCACCACUAGGGUAGGGAAUCACGAGUGGCCCCACGAUACAAUAUUAUUAUGAUACUUGGGUCACGAUUCAAUAUUACUGCGAUUUUUAACAUUUUGCAAUACAGUGAGUAUUACAAUAUAUUGCGUUACAUUGCCAUCUAUACCAUUUUGUCAACUGUUGAGCUGAUUUGGCAUUAGUCCUACCCUCAUGUUUGUGGUCUUUCUGCAGUAUUUUAUUUUCAUGAGCACUUAUUGCAAACCUCAUGUGUCAUGUCUAUCUCAUUCAUGCCCUGUUUACACUCCUAAUGUCCUUCCCCUUGUGCUGUCAUGUUUGUUGUACUAACCUUCUCCUUCUGUAUGACCUUCACCUCUGCCGACCUCAUUGGACAAAAAAAUUGAUGUUAUUUUUCCAUUAGAAUUUAGUUUUAAAAAAAGAUACUUGGUGGAGGAGAUGAUACAAUAAUCGGCAGACAAAAUAUUGUGAUACUAUGCUGUAUCGAUUUUUUCUCCCACCCCUAGCCACCACCCUGUAACUCUCUCAAACUCAUGCUGAAGCAGGUCGGCAGAAGAGCAAAAAACAUCUUUUCUAACAUGCAAAGCUUUAAGUGUUGUUUUUACUCUUUAUAUCAUACAGAAAUGUGGUCCAGUUCUGAUAAAACUGCUGCUACAUUGUAGCUACAUCCAAGCUAAUUACUGCACUGGAGGCAGCCAUUGCGAUCGGCUAGUACAACUACAUUCUGUAUUUUAUACUGGCUCCAAGUUUAGGCUGUAGGCUUUAGUAAUCACCUAGAGAAAUUUCUUUGUCAUAUUUUUUAUUUAUGCUUGGCACUGUUUGAUGGCUAAUUUCAGUUAGCAUAAGUUAUCCUUAGCCGUUAGCCUGUUUAGAGACAAUUCAACACGAGAGGCAGCAUUGUGACAAACACUAGGUUGAAAAAUCCUUUUCAUUGAUUGGUUACAUGAAGUCAUAUCUGCAACAGUAUUUUGUUAAGUUUGGACAUAAAGCUCUACUAGUUAAAAUCGAUACGUCUUUGUGGUGCAACCAAACAGUGACACAACUUAUGAUAAAACAUAACUAGUUUAGUGUGGACUUUAAACCAUAACUUAAGACAGAACUUAUGAAUUGCUGGUGCAACAGGCUGCUGUCCUGUUACAAGAAACAUAAAAAUAAUCAGGCUGCUGGUAUUCUACUUUUUCCCAUCUUGAAAAAAUGUGGCAAAAAGGCUAAAAUAAAGAUAGGCUUGUGACCAAUAAGCAUCCAAAGCCUAAUGAAGCUACAGUGGUUUUAAACUCUUUUCCUUUGACACUUUUUCCCCUCAUAAAAACAGGUGAAAACUCCUCAUUUUCUCGUCUGUUGUUAUCAACUUUGAACCUGAACUAGCUACAGCUAGAGUAUUACCUUUCUAAAGACACCUUGUUUGUGCUUGUACUCCAAAUAAUUCAAACAUAGCAUUCAAAUAAAUUGGGCAUUGCUGGAUAGGCAUUUUUAACAAAAUGUACCCAGAACUCUAAGGAGUUUGCAACACUGAAGCAGAUUAGUGGAUCCAGUUAAAAUGUUUGUGCUAUAAUGGGUAGGUAAUAAAAAUCAAUAAAUCAUUGUUAGAUUGCUGAUAGGAGCUGUUGUGUCAUCACUGAAGAUUAUCUUCUACAUGCUUUUUACUGUCCACACAGACUUUUUUUUGCCUGCAUACACCAACGCCCACUGAUGCGUGAUUGGUCAGUACAGCUCUGAUUACAAACAGAAACCAGAGCUCCUCUGAUGCUGACACUCCAAACCUCAGACAACAGAUUCUACAUUUCUAUGUAAAAUCUGUAAAUACAGAUUACUCACUACAUAAAUGGUUUGCUAAAAUAAAUCAAAUUAUUGCACUUUUAAGGUAUUAUUUUCUUAAUAAACCACAGUGUCCACCUGUUUUGAACAAGUUAAAAGCAGAAACAAAAGACAUUUUUGGGGCUUAAGGCUAAUGAAAAUAUGGAGAAGUACUGAGACAAAGCAACGCUUUGAUUCUGGCCAUCUUGUGAAUUUGGUAACCAGAAAAACAUCACCAGCCCUACUCUAAGUCUUUAUUUGUAAUCCUUUGCCCUGCCAUAAUUGCUCAUAUGUAGGCAGAUCAAUUAUCCAAAUAGAAUAAAGUGCUUGUUCAGAAUUUUAGUAAACAGAUCAGAUCAGUUUCAGGCCCAAACAACAGACUUAUUUACACAAAUUCAUGACUCAUAACGGGUGUCACAUUGGGUUACUGCAGCAUGAUUUCAACUACAAAACCUCCCCAGUAUUGCCUCAAUAUGAUGCAGCUAUAAUCUGUCAUACAAGACUUCUCCCCUUGUCAGAAAAUGUUACUAUCAAACAAUCUGAACUGUGUGAUAUCUCCUCAUUCUUUUUUAAACUAGCCCAUCAUCUCUCAACUGUAUGUAUUUUUGAGUUGACAUCAUUAUCAGCUGCUGUAUUAGCAUUUCCUGCACUGCAGGUCACUGACUCAUCAGUGCCUCAGCAUUCAUUCAAUCAGUUACCUAAUCACUUCCCAAAAAAUGCACAGUAGAGUGACUCACUACUCACUGAACAAGUGGCGAUUAUAUAUACACACCCUAGCUGUAAGUGUACUUCAACUUUAGCUCAGUUUGUUUGAGGAGAAAGCUGAUGUUCCAGAUUUGAAGCUUAAAUGUUACAUUUUAAUGGCGGUGUUACUGACUUUCCAUAGUCCUGUUCAGUGUCAGUGUUUGCUUUUUGUAAGUCUGUUUCUCAGUGAAUGUAAUGCCUAUAGCUCUUGAUUCUCAAAUCUUGAAAGUCAACUUUUCCAACGUCCUACACUUAAAGAUGUGUUCUUUCCCUUUUCCACUUUUUGGUGCUGUUUUUGAAUGUCAACCCUGACCUGUUUUUUUAACCAUUAUUUCUGUUUUUAACAACCUAAAGACAUCGAGUUGUAUCCUACGAAACAUAGUGAGGAAAUUCAGAGUGACGAACAAAGCUCAGUGUUUUACAUCACUGACUUUGGUACAGGAGAUUGGGGAUUCAGCUCCUGGUCUAGGCAUUAUCAGUAUCCAGUGUGGGCCCUUGGGCAUAGUCCUUAAUGCCAUGAACACCUGUCUCGUUCAAAUGUAUGUUGUUUUGGACAAAGCGUCUGCUAAAUGACAUAGUAACACCGACAUGAUUCGUCAUUUGCUUCCCAACAUUAAAUAGUUAUUCAAAGUUGGAGAGGUAGCAUGGAAACCAGUAGAAGUCUUGAUACAUCCAUAGAUUUUUAUUUUACUCCAUUUUCCCCUCAUAACAAGUAUAUUUUAGUUGUUUUUUUAAACCUCAGCUCAUUUAUCUUGAUAUUUCAGUAUAACAAUUCUGGUUUACCCAUCAUACUGACUUAUUUUCUCCAGAGUCAGGAAAAAAAUUAAGUCUUUAUCAUGGAAAAUCAGCAUUGCUGUCCUGUAAAAAUAAGAUAAAUAAGUCGUGAUCUCAAGAAAACAACAAAAGUUAUACAGAAUAUCAUGGGAAAGAGAGUAGAAAUAUAACAUGUAUGGAUGCAUGCCUUCUGAAGCCAGGUGUUUGCGGUGCGAUUUCAAGCUGACUCUGAAAGUCAGUGCUUAUUGUGUGACCAUGCUCAGUCAUAUGACCAAAACAUCAAACAUGCCAGAAACUCAUAUGACCAGUCAGAAGCAGGUGAUCGGUUGUGGUAGGCCAUCGUAUCACAUUGCACAACAAACGGAGCACGGUCUCACUACAAAACCAGCCAUGUGACUCAAAACUUAUGACUGAAUCAGCUUGAAAUUGCUCUGCUGUAUGAAAAUGUACAUUUAUGAUGUAUUUGUUGACCCAUUUCACUCCAGAUAACGGCUGAUAACUUUGAUGGGACACUUUCUGCUCUGUCUUUGAAUGGUUCCUGCAAGCAGAGAAGGCAUGGAUUUAUUAUGUCUUUUUUUUCCUCUUUUUUUGUUUAUAACACUGACAAAACAGGUGUCAACCCCUUCCCACAAGCAGUCAUAGCUUACAUGCUCAUAAAAAGAGACAAACAACAAAGUAAUCUGAUUCCUUUCUUCUUUAAAGGUUGUACACCCACUGGUUGUUUUUGUCGUCUGUCUUCAGAGUCUGGUGUGUAAAAAAUCACUAACUUUAUACGUAACAGUAUCACAGAGUCAACAGGUGUCUAUCAACAGCUUUAAAUCAACUGAAAGCAUUUAUUAGCUGCAGAGCAUUAUCAAGGAGAGGCAAAGUAAAGCCAAAAUAUCACAUGUCUGAAUAUGAAAGAUAAGGGAGGGUCACAAAACAGAUGGGGUGUCUGAACGCUCACCCCACAAAGCAAACCCUUUUUUGUUUACUUUUCUGUUCUUUUCUUUGGUAUUUUUUCAUAUUUCUAUACUAGUGCUAAAUGGAUUAUUAAAACUGAUGAUGAAUAUUAUGAUUAAAUUGUUGUUAUUAUUCCUAAUGAAGAGCAGGAGGUUCUAUAGUGAAUCGGUGGGUGAUGGGUGGAUGUGGGGAAUGCUGGGAUGAAGGUGAGAGACAAUGUUCUUCAGAGAGACUGCCCUGUUGUUCAAACCUAUAGACACGCAGACUUCUUUUGGAAUAAAAAACAUUCAAACAUCCCACAGUGACUCUGGUUUUUACUGAGUUUUUCCUUUUGUAUCUGAGUUUUAUGAUUUAGUAAAAAAAACUUUCACCAUGUCAGGGAUGGAAGCAGAACUCAAAGUUACCAUGCUACAGCUAACAAAGAGCCGUCACAUGCUGGCACUUUGGGUCCUCACUGAACGCUUUUGGUUAUUCAAAAGAGGGUUGCUUGCACCAUGCUUGCAAGGAUUCUAGCUCUGUGGAUCCCAUGUUUGCUCAUCCAGCUGAUGUCUGCCCUUUAUUCUGGUACAAAGAGUGUUGUGAAGUGUAGCGGCUCCACUUCUGACUUCCUCCCAGUUGAUUCUGGAGUGACGCGGGGUGCAUCUUAGCCCCUACGCUCU
This is a messenger RNA of Cheilinus undulatus (humphead wrasse), 12857 nucleotides long. RefSeq names its product glutamate receptor, ionotropic, kainate 5 (gene grik5). Lineage: Eukaryota; Metazoa; Chordata; Actinopteri; Labriformes; Labridae. Gene Ontology annotation, biological process: monoatomic ion transport; modulation of chemical synaptic transmission; synaptic transmission, glutamatergic. The transcript is spliced from 23 exons. The record is from RefSeq and is a predicted model, not a curated record. Gene Ontology annotation, cellular component: plasma membrane; postsynaptic membrane; presynaptic membrane. The coding region runs from base 2412 to 5633 and encodes 1073 amino acids. Gene Ontology annotation, molecular function: transmitter-gated monoatomic ion channel activity involved in regulation of postsynaptic membrane potential; kainate selective glutamate receptor activity.